UCUAGGGGGUAGCUCCAGUGCCCGCCCCUCUGAUGGUCUCCAUGGUUACCUGUGCCCCACAGGGCAUCGCUGUCCUGUUGGCACAGCUUCAGAGGUACCCUGUGAGCCUGGCACCUACAGUCCUGCCCCUGGUGCCGCCCACUGCCUCACCUGCCCUAAUGGCACCAUGUGUCCCUCCUCUGCCACCCAAGAACCUUCUCUCUGCCCUGCUGGUCAUUUCUGUCCUGCUCGGUGUGUGUUACCCCUGCCUUGUCCUGUUGGGACCAUCAGUGAACAGACAGGAGCCCCCUCCCCCUCUGCAUGCAGGCCCUGCCCCUCUGGGUUCUACUGCAGCUUGCCCGGCUCCUCACUACCACAAGGCCAGUGCCAGGAGGGCUACUUCUGCCAGCGUGGAGCACCUAGUCCAGCUCCCCAGAGCUCAGCCAUCUUUCCCAGGAACGGGCCCUGUCCUGUGGGCCACUAUUGCCUUUCUGGGACCCUCUCCCCGCUGCCGUGUCCUGCAGGCAGCAUCCGAAACCACACCGUCGACUCCUGAUAACUGCAUAUUGGUUUUGUGUGGGUUAUCCAUAGACAGCUGCUCCCCUUGUCCCCCUGGACACUACUGUUCCAUUGAGGGCCUGGCCUCCCCAAGUGGCCUGUGUGCUGCUGGCUUCUACUGCCCAUUUGACUUCUCCUCCACCACGCCCUAUGCUUUCCUCUGCCCUAAGGGUCACUACUGUCCAGAGGGCUCUCCCCUGGCCCUGCCCUGUCCCACAGGAGAGUACCAGCCCAACCCAGGCUCUGACUCCUGCAUCCCCUGCCGCCCAGGCUUCUACUGUGAGGAGGCCAUUGUUGGAGAGCCCUGGCCCUGCCCCCCCCACUCCUUCUGCCCUGCAGCCACCAUGGUUCCCCAGCCGUGCCCCAACGGUACGUUCACCCCUUCUGACCUGGGGGGGUUACAGGAAGAGCGGGAGUGUCUGCCCUGUCUCCCAGGGAGGUUCUGCAGGGCUGGAAAGAUCCAGGGCCGUUGUGCAGCAGGGUAUCUGUGUAUGUCUGGCAGCUAUGAGUUCACGCCACAGGGGCCUCACUCCAACUGGAGCCAGUGUGAAUGGGGGAUGCAGUGUGCCGGCCCCUGUCCAGCAGGAUUCUACUGCCCAGAAGGUUCAGAGAAGCCUGACGUCUGCCCCGAUAAAACUAUCAGAGUUUUACCUGGAGCAGCCAAUAUCCAUGAUUGUCUGCCUUGUCCACCACAGCACUGGUGCAAAAAAGGUCAUUAUAACACCUAA
Messenger RNA from Salvelinus fontinalis (brook trout), 1265 nucleotides. Its product is annotated as keratinocyte proline-rich protein-like. Bases 33 to 1265 code for a protein of 410 amino acids. Lineage: Eukaryota; Metazoa; Chordata; Actinopteri; Salmoniformes; Salmonidae. The record is from RefSeq and is a predicted model, not a curated record. The transcript has 9 exons.